Messenger RNA from Cuscuta europaea, 1815 nucleotides. The record is from the annotation of a GenBank genome assembly. NCBI's taxonomy places the organism in Eukaryota, Viridiplantae, Streptophyta, Magnoliopsida, Solanales, Convolvulaceae.
AGGGCCCUCAUGAAAUGGGCUGAUCCUUCCUUUUUACAUGAUGUAUAAUUUGCUCAUUACUCAUCUUUUGUACGCAAAGAUAAAGGCUAUCAUUGGUGUAGAGCCCUGCCUUUUUAAACUCCAAUUUAUUCUCCCAUCCAUUAGCUCCAAUUUCUUUUAAGUAGGGACAGAAACUGGCUUACUAGAUAUCAUUUCCUUGUCUUUAAAGUUACUACACAACAGAGCAAGCCUGCAGGGAGCAGCAGCAAUGGAGAAAGUUGCAACAGGGCUGAGCCACCUCUUCAUGACGGCGUUCCUCAGCUGCUUCUCGGCGGCCAUGGUGAUUCCGGCAAUUACCGACAUUACGAUGUCGGCGGUUUGCCCCGGAAAAGAUGAAUGCUCACUAGCCAUCUACCUCUCCGGGAUUCAACAAGCGAUAAUAGGAUUGGGAUCGCUGGUGAUAAUGCCGUUGGUAGGCAAUCUCUCUGAUAUCUAUGGGAGGAAAACUAUGUUCACUAUACCCCUGACUCUCUCAAUUUUCCCACUAGUGAUAAUGGCAUACAGCAGGUCCAAGUACUAUUUCUAUGCUUACUACAUACUAAGAACCCUAAUUGCCAUGGUUUGCGAUGGAAGCGUUCAGUGCAUUGCUCUUGCUUAUGUGGCAGAUAAUGUUUCAGAGUGUCGUCGGGGCUCCGCCUUCGGAAUCAUGUCUGGCAUUGUUUCCACUGCUUUUGUUUGUGGAAAUCUUUCUGCUCGAUUUCUCUCCACUGCCUCCACAUUCCAAAUUGCAGCGUUGAUGGCGAUGAUAGCGCUACUAUACAUGCGGACAUUUCUACGAGAGUCUUUGGUAAAAGAUGUCAUUUCAAUCAAAGUAACUGAGACUCAUUGUCUUCUAGAAAAGGCUCCCAAAAAAAGCAUGCAAUUUGUUAGGAACUUGCCUUCAUUCAGUGAUGCAUUGCUCUUGUUAAGGACGAGCCCAACUAUCUCCAGAGCAGCAAUAGUUUCAGUGCUGAUAAAUGUAGCUGACAUUGGUCUCCAAGCCUCACUACUUUACUACUUGAAGGCGCAAUUUCACUUCGAUAAAAAUCAAUUUGCUGAUUUGAUGAUAAUCGGCGGUGUUGCAGGGGCAGUAUCACAGCUGGUUCUUUUGCCUUUGUUAGUACCUGCGGUUGGAGAAGAAAAACUCCUCUCAAUCGGGCUCUUCUUCAGCUCUAUUCAUAUGUUUCUAUACAGCAUUGCUUGGACGUAUUGGGUUCCUUAUGUGGCUGCACUUAUCUCUGUUGUGUCAAUUUUUGCAAUGCCCUGCCUAAGGAGCAUUGCGUCAAAGCAAAUUGGACGUAAUGAGCAGGGAAAGGUACAAGGAUGCAUUUCAGGCUUGUGUUCCUUGGCUAACGUUGUUUCCCCUUUGGCAUUCAGUCCUUUAACUGCGACAUUUCUCUCGGAUGAUGCGCCUUUUCAUUUCCCCGGUUUCAGCAUUCUGGUGGCUGGAUUAUUUGCGAUGUUGGCAUUCACUCAGAGCAUGAUGAUUAGGACUACUCUCCCAGUCCACUCCAGCAGUCAUCAAAAUGUUGAAGCAUUAGUUUAAGUAGCUAGACUAGUUAGAAAGUGUAUAGCCUAAGUACAUAUUUUUAUAUAUAGGUAAAUAGGUAUGUGCAUCAUUUGUGGAUGCAAUUAGUGUUGAUCAUGUUAUAUGUAGAUAAAAAAGUUAUGAUAUAUGUACAUACAUAAAGAUAAUGAUAUAUAGCGAUAUGUAUAUACAUUUAUACAACAAUAUAAACCAUAUUUUUUGUCUCAAAACUUUUAGCUCAUUUGUUCAAAGAGUCAUUAUGAUUUAAU